AUGCUGACGCUAUUCUGUCUGUACUUCAACAUUCACCCCAUCUCGAUCCUGUUCUUCCUACUCGUCGCUCAGCUCGUCGUCAUUCACUCAUUUCUGCCACCAGAUCGGUGCGACGAUCCUUCGGCCGUUCUCGCCGUCCUGCUCGCCCUCCUCAUGCCCAUCUUCUCCAUCAAACGGUUCGUUUCAUGUUUUUCUUUAAUCUGCCGGGGAGGGGGGUGUCAGCUGUUCUAAUGAGGUCAGGAGUUGCUCUCGUACGUGAGCUUCCGCGAAGAGGCGCCUGGUCCCGCCGGCAGAGAUCAAUCUGUCCACCUACCAGAAUAAGUUAUUCUGAUCUCAAAAUGUCCACGGAUCUGACCAGGUGAGGGCGUCAAAAGAACGGGUUCAUUGCGAUCGCUGAUCUUUGGGACAUCGUUGCACAGACUAUAACGAACGAGCAACGGAAAAAGAGAGAGAGAGAGAGAGAGAGAGAGGGGCUCUCGGGGGUCAGUCAUGAAACUCCCAUGUUGCACCUGUCGCCCACAAAACACUUGUUUGUGUUGCUUGCCGUGCGAGAACUGCCCUCUAAAUCACGUGUCCCACAUGACCAUUUCCGAAAACUCGGACUGUUUUUUGAGAGUGUGCGGCUUCUGGAUGCCGUCCCGAUGGUUCCCCAUUUCUAAUUUAUAUCUGUUCACGUUUUAUUCAUUUUCAGGAACGAAGACGGAAUGAACGGGGUGGCCCGUCGGAAGCAGUUCAAACUGCGUCCGUGGCAGUCCACUGCGCUCCCUUUACGGCACGAUCCCUACAGUUGGUGAGUCAUUUUUGUCCGUUUUCAUUUCAGAAGGUCAACUUGUGAUUGCUCUAAAAAUUUGAAGGGGAAUGUGCGAGUGCGGCAGUGUGAGAGUCGCAAACUCCUCAAAUAGAAAAGAAAAACAGAAAAUUAGCCGUUCCUAACGUUAGUCGUGCUGUGAAGAAUAACUUAUCUUUCGAAGGGAAAAAUCGUGAGUACUGUAGGUUACUACGGUAGAAAUGGGAACGGGGGCCUGCGUUUUUCGACUGUCCUGGCCGAAAUGCUCUAGGUUGAUCUAAUCAGAAUCAAUUAUUGUCUCCGCGUUCGCAAUCUCAAUCUCAUCUGCGAGCACCAAAACAACAUCCUUGUGCCAACUCGGUUAGUACUGCUUGUUUUCUGCGGAGAUGACGACUCUUUUCGGCCGCCAAAGCAGCCUGCACAAACACAAUUUUUUCACGUUCAUCUGAAAGUAGAAAUCAUCGUGUUCGACCCUUUCUAUCUCCUCUCUGCCCUCCCUCGCUCCCAAUCUUUUGAAUUUGCAUAUGAAAGCGACGUCACCAGUCUUUCUCUCCUUUCCCGUCAUUUCCCAGUCUUUCAUAUUCCAUUCGAUUCCGUUUUUUUCCCGCUGCAUUAUGGUAACGCGAUAUGUGUGCCAGCCAUUCGCCUCGUGACAGAGACCUCACGCAUUUUAUUCUGAAACGUCUUCUUCCUCGUUCCUCCAAGCACCCACUUUUCUCUAAUCUACCACAAAGUGUUCCUCGUUUGUGCGGUCGAAUCAGCCGAUGAUGGAAGCCGGGAGGAACUUGUUUGACGCGAAAAACUCUCCGUCCGGUGCACAAUUCCACAGCAUAAAUAUUCGAUGUCCGAUAUCGGAAACUUCCGUUUCUCAUUCGCUUCCUCAUCAUUGCUCCGCUUUUGAUUCCGAUUCUCAAUUCUCUGCGCCGAUUCGGAAAAUGACGUGAUGCUCUUCAAACAGUGCUGAAAUGGCCGCUUCUGCCAGCGCCCCGUCAUUUCUCUCUCUUUUUCCGAACCGAGGGCGAAGAAAACUGGGCAUAUCCGGUCUAAUCGUCAUCACUCGGUGCUCUGCUUCUCUGCCCGUCUCGAAUCUGUUAAAAGCGGGUCCUUCCGCCGUCUCUUUUUGUGCCCUUUCCCCCAAAAUGAGCCCAUGUUCCAGUGGGCUCCGAUUGACACGCAAGUCUUUUUUUGGAGUCCUCUGUGAGUUGAUUCGCCCUGAUUGUGCUCCAUUCCGAAAUGCAUGCUCUCGGCUCUCGAGGUGACGCGCCAACAAGUUGAAAUACGAAACGGGCGGUGCACUCUUGAUUCGCAUCCUAUCUGCCGACUAAUCAUUCAUUCGUUUCCCGCUUCCUCGCCUUACGUCUGCUCUUUUUUUGCUGAUUUCUCCAUUUCCUACAUCUUGACUCUUCUCUCUUUUUAGGCUUAGUUUCUUCCUUUUCCCUCUUCUCCGUUUCUUCCCUUACUCUCCUUCUCCUUCUCUCUUGUUGUUCUUUCUCAUCCAUCGAAUUCGGUUACUCCUUCAGAAGGAUUAUCCAAUUUUAUCAAGUUUAGUGCCCAAACUUCCUGGGGGAUCUUCACCGUAGCCACCAUCUUUUCAAUUUCCAUCGUGCAAAACAGCUGGGUCGUAAAAUCGGAGACGCGUUUCCCGUGCGGCUUCUCCGCUACUAUUCAGUAUAGCUCCAGGAGCCUUCCAGUGCCGAUCCCGACCUGUUUCGACCGGAGGAGAUCAGCUCCCUUCCCGAAAUUCGAUAGGUCCCUCCCUCGCUCUCUUGCUGCAUAAUGUCCACAUUACAAAGGAAUCUUGGGCGCUGUCGUCCCUCUUUUAUUAUUUAUUUAUAAGAGCCGGCAGUCUCCUCGUUUGCUCCAAUCCCUCUAAUUGACACGUUUCUGCCGUUUUCGAAGUUCACAGCUGUGCAAAAUAGACGUCAGCCAGUCAGUCGCCACUCUCGCUCAUCCAGUUAGUCUGUUUGAAGCGAACGUACAGGCACACACACAAAUAUUUACAAUUUCUCCUUUCCUCCCUUCUUUCCUUUUCAGACAUUUCGCACGCAGUGAGAACUCGAACUAUACCCAUACAUUUUCGAAUAUUCCAUACUUGGCACAUGACAAUGCGAUGUUGUUCGGUAGUCGUUUUCUAUUUAAAUAAUCGUCGUUUUUCUACGUAGUUAUCAGCGAUUAAAGGUUUUUCGAUCGAUCCCCUCCACUUUUCGAAUCCGUUCAGGCACUCACAGAGGAAGUUCCGGACCCUUUGACGGACGAAUGGGAAGUAGAAAGGGGCACUCAUUCGAGAAUGGAAUAUGCGCGUCAGAUGGGCUCUCAGGGUCUCUCCGCAUGCCUCCAAACUGCUCCGUCUCAUGCACUUUCUCUCGAUUAUCUUGCUGAAAUACCCAGUUGAUUUCCUCGAAAACUCUCAUUUCUUAUUCCUUCCAUUGUCAUUUCUCAAAAGAAUUUGUUUGUAGUAGUUUCAGCCCUUCUCUAAAAUUCACUUUUAUUUCUGUGACUCUCAAAUAAUGUAGGCGUAUUUAUUUGCUUUCCGAAAACCAGAGGGAAAGAAUUAUAAAUUCUGAAGUCGCAUGGCUGCAAUUGGCUCUCAGAGCAAAGCGGGCCUUUCAUGAAACAAGGGCAGUGGGUAGGCGGCUGAAUGGGCGAAGGCCAGUACCUUUCGGUCUCUCCCUCUCCCGCCUAACUUAUCUCAACUCAUUUCCAAACCGCAUAUGUGCUCAGGCGCUGCUCUUCCAUCCGAAAUGGUUUAUUUGGGAUGCAGUCAUUCGGCGCUUCUCCAUGCCCAUUAUUGCCUUUUCGAGUGGCUCCAUCUACCGUCCUCCCCUUCCGUCGUCGUGCCAAGAGGGCUGUAAUGAAGGCUUCGAUGACUCGCAUUCCGUCCGCCGCUCGUCUAGAAUUCAUCACUCUCCCGACGCCCUACAUAGUUAUGUUUUGUAUGACACCUCGUGAUAAAACAAGUUCUAGUCUCCCACUUCCUGCCCCUCUACGACCGUCCUCUCGUGUACUAAUAUCGUUCUCUCUUCGUGAGGUCGAGUUAGUCCUCGUUCUUUUGCUUAUCACAAUUCGUCCCUUGAGGUAUACUCAAUGAUAUACUCCCCUAUUCCCUUGGAUUGUCUGGACCCGAAUACAAUCUUUGUUUUUUCAUGAGAUUCACUCCUACAUUCACUUCCAUACUCCAAAAACAGGAGCUAAUUCGAUCUUGCUGUGGUUACGGUACUUUCUAGUCAGGCUGAAAAGUUGUGAAGGAAGGAAGCAGAUGGAGCACACCUCGAACCUCUCUCUCUCUCUCUCCUUCCGUUCUCUUUCUUUCAGCCAACACCUUCCUCCUCUCUCGCUCGCUUCUUCUCCUUCUUCUUCACUUUCACUUCGUUCUCUUCCUACAGUAUCCCUGCAGAGUAGUUCGUGCCCCCGGUCCCUCCAGAAGACGCCAGCCGGCCUCCAUCGUCUUCAAACUGCCGACCACCGCCUACGACUCGAGCCGCGGCGUCUCGUUCCAAAUCCACGACGACGACAUGACGUCCAGAAGACACACCGUGUGGUUCGUGCCAGGAUCCAGGAGGUAAAUCAUGAGAACGUCGUUCGAUUUUGCAUGACUAAUCACUGGGGAGUCUAGACACCUCUCUGAAACAUGAGUGUUCUUGUAGUGGACGGAGAUUUAUGAGUGUGUUUGUAGAGUUGCUAUGGAGAUCGAGCUGACUUUACCUCAGCUCACCAUUUGUUCUUCUUUUGCUCAUCCCGGCUUCUCGCUCUGUUUCCCUACUCCAAUUUCCUCUUUCUACCGUAUCCUUCUUCCCUUCUUGUUUCAUUCCCAAAGCCUACAGUAAGCCGCUAACUGUGCGAUAGAGCGCACUUUCUAAUACUGAGAAACAAUGAUUCCUUAAUGACAUGGCGUUGACGGCGCAUUUGCGAGAGAUUGAGAGAGAAAGAAGGCAAUAGCGAGUAAAUAUAAACAAAAUAAGAUUCCAGAGUUGUGCAGAGAGUGGAGAUUUUCGUGCGUAUGUCUUCAAUGUGUGCGUGUGUUUGAGUGAUUGUGUAAAAACGGGCAGUCGAAAAAUGUAGUAAGGAGAAGAAGAAGAAGAAGAAGAAAAAGAUGAGGGAGGGGAGUGCCAGAGGCUUUUCGAAAGAGGAGGGACCACUGAUGAGAGACGCAGUGAUAUGCAACAAAAAUGGGGAGGGGGAAGGGACCCGGUUAGUCUGUGGAGGGCGUGGCGCAUGUGCGGGCAAGAGACUCACGAAACUGGAGACGUAGACGGAUAGAGCGGAUUGAUGGCUAGGCGCGAGCGCUGCCGACGACGAAGAAGACGAGUUGGGGCAGCAGCAGAAGCAGCGGAGCAGAGCACAGAGUCGCGGGUUGUCGUGUCCUGCCAGGGGCCACUCUGCUCUGCUCUUGUUGUCGUUCGUCAUAUCAAAUGCCACGAAGACGCGGCUCGUCGUCGUCGUCGUCGGCGGCAGGUGGUGGCGGCAGUGGCGGAGGCUUCGGCCUUUCGAGUCUCCGACGCGAACUCCACCUCCACAACUUCUUCCGCACCUCGUCGCCGUCGGCGUCGUCGUCGGCAACGAGAACGCCUUCCGCCGCAUUGCCGCCGCGAACAGCACCUACUAGUAUUCCGGGCAGUAAUCACAAGUUGACCUCGUCCUCUUCCUAUCAUCCGCCACGCGAGCUUACCGUCUCGACGUUCAGCGCCGGCUCGGCAACUGCAGCUGACGGACUCGGAAGCGCCCAUCUGACGCCGUCGUUGUCGUCGUCAGUACACGCGAGAAGGGAAUCGUUCCUCUACCGCGCCAGUGAUGAUCUUCGCGAAGCCUCGUCGUUGCGGCCAGUCAGUCGGGCGUCGUCGAUCGCGUCUAACGAGCACGGGUACGUUUCCACUUUUUCUCAUAUUCCCAUCAUCGCCUCUACCGAAAUACUGCUAGUCGCUAACGCUGAAUCACGCCUUCUUCUGACCGGCAUGCACUGACUCUUUCGCUAAGUUCCGAUCGCCUCUAUCCCUGAUUUGUUAUCCAUUUUUUCCUGUUCGUUCACCCCACACUUCCGAUUCAGUUUAAUCCAAAAAGGAAGUGCUUCGCUGUAUGAUCUUCCGGCUGAUUCUCCCCUCCCUCUCCCUCUCUCUUUCUAUUCACCACCAUCAUCCCAUUUGUAUUCUAUACAACACAAAAAUGUGUUUUCCUAUCAUUUGCAUAUGAGUUUGUGUCGAGUGGUGAAAGGGGUCUUGUUGCAUGCAACAAAAAAGCGAACAUUGUGUUGUCGUCGUGCCAAUGUCUGCCAAUAACUAGACGGACCGGGGGAGAUGCUGCCACCGACAGCUUUCUGGAAUUUCUCAAAGUGUAUCAUGGCUAUUGUCUUCCAGUUGCUGCUGACACCUUACGGGCUCUCGGAGCUUCUCCUUCUGCUUCCUCUUCUUCUCCUUCUGCUUCUCUACUCAUCAGCCAACACGAAAGCCAAAUUAUCGUGUUGUUAUUUCUGAGAAUCAAAGAAAGAAUUGUGAGGAGAAGGAGGGCGAGAAGCAGAAGGAGAAGAAGAAGAAGAAGGAGAAAAAGAAGAGAAGUUGUGACGGCGAUUGUGUGCGCGAGUAGAAGACGAGGAGAGCAGCACAUGUUUGAGGUGUGACCGAUAUGAGCCCCCUGAGGGUGGCGGCGCAAGUAAGAGAGUCCGGGCCGCUUCGACACAAAACAACUCUCGCCCGCACAUGGCCGAAUCGCAUUUGUGUUGAAGAGUUGAGUUGUUGCCACGUCAUGCUAUCAAAGAUGCAAUCAAGUGGGUCCGCGAGUUGCAAUAGCUUCCCUACGUCACGCCUGGCCCCAAAAUGUGUAAUAAUCCCGUGGUGCUCUCCCGACGGAUGCUAUUUUCUCACAGGCGCCGCAACGCCACGGCCCCAUAAAUGUUGCGACGACGAUGACCGAUGUCGCAAGUGAGAGCGAGAGUGCGGGAGUUGGGAGUGGUGGCGGCUCGUCGGAGCUUGGAGAGAAGAUAAAGCGGUGCUCCGGUCGUCGAUGGCUUUCUGGCUGCCACCUCGAAUUUUCAUCAAAUGGCGGGAGGGACUAGACGAUCGGAGAAGCACUUGAGUGGUAUGUCAAACAGCUCAACGUCUUCUGAAGCAUCAUCAUCAACGUCGUCUGCCACCGAGCUCUCUUGUCUUCAUCCUGUCAUCAACCGCCUCAUCGGAGCUCUCGUUUGCGGAGAAAAGGCCGAGGGGUUGUCGGCUCCGUUUGAACACAAUUAGGGUGAGCUGGCGCCCAGUUUGUGCCGACGAAACGGGCGGCAGUUGACGGGAGACUCUGGAUCAUUGGCCCAAAACAUUUAUCUCGAGCUCUGUGAUAGCUGCGUCUCGUUAGACGGCUCGCUCUUUUCCCUCCUGCUCCCAGAUUUCUUCUUCCAAAACUCGAACCCUCGAGAAGUCGCACGAGAAGGGAACUAGAAAAAUAUUGGAAGCAGAAGAAGACGCGGGAGAAAAAGGAGGAGAGAAGGGGCCGAAUCUCGGAAAAACAAUCUGAAAGUGUUCUAGAUCCUACGAGGGGUUGUUUCAUUGUCUUUUAGUGAUCGGUUUGCCUUUGUAGGAGAGUGCGUGCUUCGUAAUUAUCACUCAAUUGUUUGCAUUUUGUUGUGUGACGUCGAAAGGUCGCCGCACUAGUGAUCAAAUUGUGUACAUGUCCGUGUUCUGAUAAGUCUACCAAACGUCCGUCCGUCAGCAUCCGGAAGAAUAGAUCAGAGAAAGGCCUUCUAAGACUCAGGUAAAUCGUUUCUAAUCUAGCUAGCUGAUUCGCGUUUCUAACUGGACCUAGUUAGGUUGCUAAUUUACUGCGAUUAGAUUGCAAAUUCUUCUAACUAGACUGAUAUAUUUUCUAAUUAGAUUGACAAAGCAAAAUGUUCCUAAUUAGAUUGCAAAAACAUUGAUACUAGAUAAAAAAUUCAUCUAAUUCGAUUAACCUUUCGGCCAAAUCUAGCUAGAUUCAGUUUAGAUUCCAUUUUCAUCUAACUAUAUUCGGAACUCGGUUUAGAUUACGAAACCUCCUAACUAGAUUACAAGCGAUUUAGCUGAGGAAUUGAAAGAAGUGGACAAAAGUGCAAACAAGAUACGAAAAAAUUUUGUGUUCAUUGACUGCAUCAUAGGCUCCGAGUGCAGUAGAUUUCACGUGAAUGCGUGUCAGUGUCCGCUCCGAUGAGCCCGUGCACCUCGCCAACAACCCUUCGGCCGCCUGAAACUACUCGUCUACGCACCAACGCUUGUCAUCGCUUAUCAGAGAGUCGAUGAGUUUAUCAGGCUGCAAACCGAUGCGUGCCUGAUCGACCAUUUUGUGUUGCUCACAAUGGUCGUGGUAGUGCCGUGUUGCGCUGCCUCUUCUGCCACCUCACCUCCUAAAUCUGUAUUCCUCAUCAACCUGGAAGAUGAAUCUCGACAGUUCAUGAUGUAAGUCAAAUCCAGAUGACGUUGAACUUCGGAUCAUCAGCUCUUUGCGGAGAGUUCCUGAUAUUUCCCUCGGCACAUAUCUUCUUCCCCCCAUUUUCACCUUAUUCUCUCGUAGCCUGAUGUAUGUCUAAAGAUCAACACUUUGUCCGAGUACAACAAUCCGUCUCCGAGUGAUGAUAUCAACAUCUUGCAAAUCCGAUAGGAGAACACACACCUUCAAAGAUGAUCGGGCCGUCCUUUCAUUUCCGGUCUGAUAGAAUGAUGAAUGAUGGUGUCAGCGUCCGCUCUCCAUCCUUUCUCUUCAGCUGCAACAGCUUCCGCCGAUCACAGACUUCGUUUCAAUGCUUUAAAAACCCCUCAAACAAAGAUCCAUUGCCACGGCGACAGAUAAAAUGGCGAUUAGCCGGGUGGUAAUAAGCGAAAGGGUAGAGGUGGUCAACGGGAAAGAAACAGUGUCGUCGUAGUGUCAUCUCGUGCGGCUAUUCAUUUCCGCCCACUUUUUUCGCCGUGUAUCUUCGCUGAUUCUGCUGCUGCAGGGCUGCUUCUUCUUCUUCACUUGGCGAUGAUAAUCGACUGAAUAGGCAAGAAGACCUCGCUCCAAACCUCGCCGACAGUCUUUGCUUCUGCAACCAAUUUCGCCGCUUCUGACGCCGUUGACCGCAUGAAUGACCACGAGAGUGACUACGAAGACGAAGCGGUAGUUGAUGUUGAGUUCGUUUUUCAUGUGCUCUUUUCUUUUUAUCCUAUCAUCCCCAAACUGCUUAUACAACUUCAGGUGACCUUGUUCUCAAAUCCAGGUUAUUUCUUCCAUCUUAAAAGUACCUCCUUACCCUUCCGACGGUCGCCGUGAAGUGCUUCGACUGCGUGUCUAAUGUAAACCUUCACAUGCAUUUCAUGCGAAUGUAUCUAGUUUCCAUUUCGUUCUUGAUAUUCAACUGAAAUCUCAGAGCUCUUCGAAGAUGGAGAGUAGGGUGAUUAGUGCUGACGCGCGAGUUUCCCGAAAUCCUCUGCCGUCUAAAGCCGUCGUCGUGUGCCCGUAUUAGUUGCUUCUUUCGUUGUUCUGCUUCCACCCUGUGCCAUCUCGAGUCUCUUCCAAUCUCUGCCCACUGCGCUCCUCGUUAUCCGUUGUUUUCGGCGCCAGCCAAAUCAUCGUCGCGCGAGAGUCUCCAAGAGAGCGUUCAUUUUCUCCCCAUCCAUGUCGACCACGCCUGGCUCUCCUGGACCACUCGCGUCGCCUGAAAUGCAAAGACGACGCAGUCAACGGCACCCUUCAGACACCCCUUCUUGCUUCGGCUCUUUCAAAAGUCUUUUCCUACGUGCACGCUCUAAUCGUCAGUGAGUUCAUUGUCGAAUCAAUCGUUAGAAGUACAUUCUUAGAGUUCAAAAAAAAUCGUUACUAGUACAGUAAGCACCCGGGAGCCCCCUGACAUCUCCUAUCCCUUUUGGUCCGAUUGAUCUUCUCUAAUCUGUGUGCUACGCGAAUCCCUCGCGUGCUUCAGGCGUGCGGAUUGCUCCGAUGUCUGCUCCCGCCGGUUCGCGACCCCAGGUGUUGGUCGAUCGAGGAUGGUUGGAUCCUCGCCCUGUGUGUAUGCCCCGUGUGACGUAGUGGUGUGUACGUUUGCGUGCGUGUGCCUCAUGUGUGCGUGCGUGUGUAUACAGACAAUUUCACGUACCGCGCCGCGCACAGGCGCUCGCGCCCUCCUCCCUCAACGAUUCGCUGUACGCGCGCUCGCGCUAGUACUUUCGUGGCCGCGCCGAAUAAAGGAUGGAUUGAGAGGGUAGAGGACGUCUGACGGGGUCGUCGGAGCACUGACAUACACACUCACACAUAAAGGAGACCCCCUCCGUUUCUUGCAAUUCGAUUGAGGGCAAACUAACAAACAAAUAUACCGGGGCCGCUUUCUUCUUUCUCUCCCUUCCUUCUUCUCUGAUCCUCUCCGUCCCGGAGUCUCUAGAUUCGAAGGGAGGCGCGGCGGGUCGUUGUCGUGUGUAUUCGGACUGCUGAUUUCACACCUCGGUUUCACACCUUCCCCAAAAUUCUCACUACUUUAUCAUUCCUCGUCCAAAAGUUGGCCGCCCCUUCGGACAAUCCUGCUGCCACGUCGUCCUCCUCCAGAAGGUCGUCAAGAAGGUUUGCGCCCUCUCCUGCUCUCCUCUGGCUUAUUCAGCACCAUUUUCUUCUAAUUCUUCUCCUUUUUCUUCUCUAGCUCAUUACAAAAAAACAUCGCUCUCUCUCUCUCUCUCCCGUCGGUUUUAUUGCCGUCUGGUAAUGGGUUUCAGAAGCGCAGGUCAUACGACCUUUUCGUUUUUGAAAAGAAGAAGAGGAGAAGAAGAAGAAGAAAGGAAGGAUCACAUGUGCCUUCGGAAAAGAUUAUGGCUAAACGCGUUUUGAAAGUGGUUCAACAAACCCCUCACAAAAAAUUGGCUGGCUUUUCUGAAAGCCAUCAGCAGCAGGCAGACUGCUCCAUUCGCCCUUUCCCGUCAAUCAUCUCCGUGCUGUCAUCUGCUCACCUUUCCGAAAAAACAAUCUUUUGAACGUUUCGCCAUCGCUGUUUUUUCUUUCGACUUCUACUUCAGUUGCUCCUGAAAGCAAUGACAAACAGAAAGGGGCGGAGCCAGGCGACUGGGCGGGUAGUAGUCUACUGCUCCGCCGGCUGCCGCAGCCGAAGCGUUGUGUUGCUCGGCAUUCCUGCUUCAGUUCGUCGUCUCCCUCUCUUCUGCCGAAUAACCCAUUUCAAACCUCCCACUCAAAUAGUCUGUAGUCUCUUCCGACGAUAUGUCGAUCUCGCUGAAUAACAACAAUAACCGGAGCGUCCGUCGAAAAUUCGGCGAGUCCGGAUUCACGUUUCGGUGAGCACACUGGCCUUUUGCACGUUGGUCCGAUGUUUCUGUUGUGUGCGUAAAAGUUGCGGGUUCGUGGGGACGAGACGUCGUCGACAAAAUGGAUGGGGUGGAUUAGAAGUCAUAUCUAUUUACGAGUUGGCUCACCGGCCGACGUCUUUUCGUCCUCCAUUCGUUUAUGUUUUCGCUUCAAAGCAUGGUUACACACAUAUAAUUAUAGGAAAAAACACCGAACCAAAAACGAAAGAGGCGGUGGUGGACUGAAAAAGAAAAUGGAAAACUCUGCAAAAUACGACCGAAUGCCUUUUUUGCAGACACGGCGACGACCUAAUCGUAACACCGUUUGCUCAACUGCUGGCCAGUCUCCGAAACGUCCGAUCCAAUCUGAUUUCGAUAUCCAACAUCCAGGUGAGCACAAUUUGGAAGAGAAGGGGAAGCCGGGGGUCCGAUCAAACACUUCUUCCUCUCACUACAUCUUUUUCCUGUUGAGCCUCAAUAACAAAACCCCUUUUCGUGGCCAUAACCAACUCCCCGAGGACAGUAUUUCAUGUUAUUCUGUGAGAGAGUCUCUUGUCCGACCAAAGACAACAAGUGGUGGCGAAAGAAGUAAUACUUUGGUUUCCUCGCUUCGCUAUUCCUUUCAACGACGCUCUCAUCCCUACACAAUGUUUCGGUAAAAGCAGAAAGGAAAUCUCAUCAUCUGAAAAAAAGCGAAAAUAUUGUGCAGAAGAGACACAAGGAUAUCUUCCUAGAAGGCUGGCGACGAUGCACAAUUUUCAGAAAAAAAAAAGAGAGAGAGAGAGUUCCUUCGCUAUCUUCUGUCGGCUCAGGGUUUUCGGGCACUGCAGCCGAGAGUCGCCGUGCAUGUACAUAUGUAAAUAGGAGCGGGACCCACGGAGACACUCUAGAACAAUGGGAAAGCUCUUUGGGAGCAAGCACGUGGUGCUGAAGAGCCGAAUGAAAACUCUCGGAUUUCAGAACAGCGACGACAGUCGACACGCCAACCGAAGUGCGAAGCGGCCGCCGUUGCACAAUACUCCGCUUCCAGACGAUGUGGUGCAAUGUGCACAUGACACUCUCGGUAAGCCCAUCAUUCCAUCAUGCGGACGAUCGGAGAGAGGUCGUAACUUUCGACAACGGCUGCAGCCGAUCGACUGUUCCGUCCGGUCCCCACCGGAAACUGUUUAUUGGCGCCACCGAGUUUACACGCAUGACCUGCCGAUAAACUGUACACUUCUGUGAUACCGCUUGCGCGUUCUUCUCCUCUUCUCGUCCAGUUUUUCCCGCAAUCUCGAUCGUUUCAGAAGAACUCGAUUGGUGUCUGGACCAGCUGGAGACAAUUCAAACGCAUCGAUCAGUGUCCGAAAUGGCGAGCAGCAAGGUGAGUGGCCCCUCGAGGCGUCACGCGCACUUCCUCCUUCUGCUCCCUUCUUUUUUUCUGCGGGACCUUGCUUGUCGCGGCACGCAGCUGUGCCCCCCACUUGUCCUCUUCCGUCAUCCGCCCCUCAUGUGCCCCCGAAUUCAAAUUCAAUCCGAGCAAAGACAUUGGCGGUUCGUGAGAGGCGGAUAACUCAAUCCCGAAGGCACUUGUCUUUUUUCUGAAGCAGAAAGAAGAAGGGAAGAGAGAGCUAUCUUUUGAGAAGGGGGGAAAACAGGAGAGUUACGGUAACCGAUAUCACUUUCGAUUUGAUUGCCCCUCAUAAAAUACGUUGAUGGAAUGGAGAGAGAGAGAGAAAUGGAAGAAACAGGGAUGAAUCCAGUCUGUCUCCACCACCGUAAUCGAUGUGUGGUCGAGAAAGUGCAGCUGGCAAUGCGCCAAGAUCUCUCGAGGCGGUUUCAAAACGAAUCACGUCAUUGGGCAAGAAUCAGUUUGUUUCCGGUGAGGUAUCCGACCGGAAACGAGGCCUGGGGAGUGAACGGGGGCGAAAAUGAACAUAGAUACACUCCAUUCACUUACUAGACAGUAAUCAAACUUUGAUAAUGAUAUCAAUUACAUUUCAAACUAGACAUUUAGAUAUAUUUUCUUGUUAUAACUUAUGACACUGUUCUACUUUGCAUUGAGACCUAUCAAAUGUAAACCACAAAAAUGAGAGAGUAGAAAUCAUACUAUAGUUCAGUUCAAAUCGUUCAUUUUGUACUUAAUUUCCGGAAGGACACCUCCAUAUUCUCUACGAAACCCAUCUAAUUGUCCCCGUGCGCAAGGCCCGCGCACAUCUUGUAUGAUAAGCGAGAAAAGGAAGUGCGUCGAUCACGGAGGGCGCCAGACGGCGGAGUGCUUUGGCUUCUAGUAGCGGUUUGCAAGCGCGACUUCCGGUGAUUGAUGCUGUAGAUUGAUGGUGUCAUUAUUUGUUAUAUACUUUAUGGUGAUAGGGGGGCAAGAGACGCAGUGAUAGUCGGAGCGGGGUGGAGAGAACAGGUUGCGGCGACGUCUUCGGCCCGGAGACGCAGAAGGAAAGCCCCUUCGUCUCCGUGUCUCUUGAUUUUUUAGCCGUGGCCUCCACUGACUGUUUUUGGGCGGGAUGGAGGAGGGGAGGGGACUUUCCAACUAAUUAGCAUCGCGCCACGCAAACAUAAUAUGAUAAUCGUCGGUGCGUUGCAGUUCCGCAAAAUGCUCAACAAGGAGUUGUCGCACUUUGCCGAGUCGUCGAAAUCCGGCACGCAGGUCUCCAAAUUUCUGAUCACCACCUACAUGGACAAGGAAGAGGACGAACCGUCGAUCGAGAUCGAAGUGCCCACCGAGGUGUGUUUGACGAUAAAAACAACAAACUGACUGCAUGUGUGGUAAGAACCUGUCGGGGGCGGGCUGCCCAAAAAAGAUUGUUCUUCAAAAAAUGGGCGAAGCAACACACAAUGAGUACAUCCGCCAUUCGCUCACUUUUAGUACUACUUUUGAUACGUUCAAUCGUGCGAAAAAAACAAUGUAUUCUGAAGACGAAGAAGAUCGAAACAACAAUUCGAUCGGUUCCGUGCACAAGGUACUGUAAUCUAGCCGCUUAUUGAUCACGCAGUUUUGCACGUUUCAAAGGUUUCGAAAAGAAAUUUAGAUGAGAAAAAGUAAUAUCUGAACCGGCUUCUCGAAUUGUCACGUCCCGGCCAGAACAGAGCGUCUCCUUCCUCCGACUGUGGUCACUUAUCUUUCUCUUUUUGCGCAUCGCUGACCACUCACUACACCUCUGUGAGACAAUUUUCGAAGGCUGUUCUGGCCGGCAAAACACUUCUUUUCUCCAACUAUGAUUUCUAUUCAUUCUACAUUCAACUGUUCAGAUUUCCUCCGGAAUGUCUUCAAAAACAUGGUAAACACGUUGCGCUUCUAUUUUCAAAGAUCAGCCACAUGCCAAAUCUAGAACCCUUGCCCUGGCUGUCCAUUCAUCAAUUAUCCUUUUACAGGUGCAAGGACCUUCCACUUCUGGUCCGAUGACAUUGUCAAUUCUGAAGAAGGCACAGACGGCUGCAAUGAACAAAAUCUCCGGAGUUCGGAAGCUCCGUGCUCCGUCGCAUGACGGUCACGUGCCCGAGUACGGUGUCAACUGCGCCCGAGAGAUCGCUGUGCACAUGCAGCGGCUCAACGACUGGGGACCGGACGUCUUCAAAAUCGACGAGCUCUCCAAGAACCACUCGCUCACCGUCAUCACGUUCACUCUCCUUCGUCAACGGAACCUCUUCAAAACUUUCGAGAUUCAUCCAUCAACUCUGGUUACCUACUUGCUCAAUUUGGAACAUCAUUAUCGGAGCAAUCACUAUCACAACUUCAUUCAUGCGGCCGACGUGGCACAGUCCAUGCACGUGUUGCUCAUGUCUCCGGUGCUCACGGUACUGCUCCCUUUCCCACUGUACCUGCUAAUGCUGCUCUUUCAGGAAGUCUUCUCUGAUCUUGAAGUGCUGGCAGCUAUCUUCGCCGGUGCGAUUCACGAUGUCGAUCACCCGGGAUUCACGAAUCAGUACUUGAUCAACUCGAGUGAGUACUUCCCUAUUUCCCCGCGUAACAGCCAAAAACACCUGACAGUGUCUUGAAUGAUCUGCAAAAGAUCACAGCUAGUUGGGCCAAUUUUCGAUCUGAUAGACUUUCGGCUGAUUGAACGAUUGCAGAUAACGAGCUCGCAAUCAUGUACAACGACGAGAGCGUCCUCGAGCAGCACCAUCUUGCGGUCGCAUUCAAGUUGCUCCAAGACUCCAACUGCGAUUUCCUCGCCAAUCUGUCCAGAAAACAACGGCUGCAAUUCCGCAAAAUUGUCAUUGAUAUGGUAAGUGGUGAUAGUGGCUGUGGUGGCCCCGACCGGAAGUGUCACAAUGAAUUAGGAAAAUGCGGACUUGCUGGCUGCGUGUGUUUGUUUGAAAAGUGACAACAUACAAGGCCUCCGUUGCGAUUAGUCAUGAGUGGAUCACGUGCGGGACGGAAACGACGGUCCGCGGGCGCCGUUUCGAACUGCAAUUCGAUUAUCCGAUUGUUACAGGUACUCGCGACGGACAUGUCGAAGCACAUGUCUCUGCUGGCCGAUCUGAAGACGAUGGUGGAGGCGAAGAAGGUGGCCGGAAACAAUGUGAUCGUGCUGGACAAGUACAAUGACAAAAUACAGGUUUGGAGGAAACUCUUUGAAGAUCAAAACGCUAAUGUUCGCAUUCUGCAGGUGCUGCAGUCCAUGAUCCAUCUGGCUGACUUGUCGAAUCCGACGAAACCGAUUGAGUUGUAUCAGCAAUGGAACCAGAGGAUAAUGGAAGAAUACUGGAGGCAAGGAGACAAGGAGAAAGAGCUCGGACUCGAGAUUUCGCCCAUGUGCGACCGAGGAAAUGUGACCAUCGAGAAAUCACAGGUAACACUCGUACUACGAUUGGUUUCAGCCUUGAACGGAAUGAUUUCAGGUCGGAUUCAUCGACUACAUUGUCCAUCCACUAUACGAGACAUGGGCUGAUUUGGUGUAUCCAGAUGCACAAAAUAUUCUCGAUCAGCUGGAAGAAAACCGUGAAUGGUACCAGUCAAGGAUACCGGAAGAGCCGGAGACGGCUCGGACGGUGACGGAAGAAGACGAGCACAAGUAG
Caenorhabditis sp. 36 PRJEB53466 is the source of this 16068-nucleotide messenger RNA. NCBI's taxonomy places the organism in Eukaryota, Metazoa, Nematoda, Chromadorea, Rhabditida, Rhabditidae. The record is from the annotation of a GenBank genome assembly.